Staurois parvus is the source of this 693-nucleotide messenger RNA. The record is from the annotation of a GenBank genome assembly. NCBI's taxonomy places the organism in Eukaryota, Metazoa, Chordata, Amphibia, Anura, Ranidae.
AUGACAGAAAUCAGAUCAUUCAUUGCCAAAUCAGAGAUGGCAUUAACAGCAGUGAUACCCACAACACUGGUGAAAGGCACCAAUGGCAGCGCAAUCACUAUUUCUGAAUCAGAAGAGGAGAAAGCCAAGAAGCUACUGUAUUGUUCACUAUGCAAAGUAGCUGUCAAUUCUCUGUCACAGCUGGAAGCACACAACACAGGUUCUAAACACAAAACAAUGCUUGAGGCACGGAAUGGUGCGGGUCCUAUCAAAUCCUACCCAAGGUCUGGAUCCAGGCUAAAACUUCAGAAUGGCAGCAAAGGUUCAGGAUUGCAGAACAAAACAUUUCAUUGUGAAAUCUGUGAUGUCCAUGUAAAUUCAGAAAUCCAGCUUAAACAGCACAUCUCCAGCAGAAGACACAAGGACAGAGUAGCAGGAAAGCCCAUGAAGCCUAAAUAUAGUCCAUAUAACAAACUGCAACGUAGUCCUAGUAUCUUAGCGGCAAAGCUGGCAUUCCAGAAGGAUAUGAUUAAGCCCUUAACUCCGACCUUCCUUUCAUCGCCUUUGGCAGCUGCUGUAACCUCUGCAAUCUCAUUACCGCCUCGUCCCCACAACUCACUGUUUCAGGGGACGGGCCUAGCACCCACAUUUCUAAGACCAGCCCAUGGCUCUAUCCGUGCCACCACAGCCUCUAUACUAUUUGCACCAUAUUAG